AUGAUUCCCAACAAUCAAUUCAGAUUGCAUAAUGAGCAAGGACCUUCCAAGAAACUUCAUUCAUCCUAUCUAUCUAAAUCUAUAGUUGCUUUGGUCAACGGUCACUGCCUAUCCGCUUUUAGAGGCGAAGACACAAGGCUCACAUUUAUAGGGCAUCUUCGUAAAGAGUUGUGCAGGAGGGGGAUUAACACUUGUAUUGAUGACAACAACAUGGGGAUAGGGGAGAGUCUUUCACUUGCUCUGUCCAAGGCCAUUGAAGAAUCCAAUAUUUUCAUCGUUGUUUUUUCUCAGAACUAUGCAUCUUCCACAUGGUGCCUUGAUGAACUUGUUAAGAUCCUAGAACGGUCCAAGAUGAGGGAGAAGAAACAAGUUGUUUUGCCAGUGUUUUACCAUGUGGAUCCCUCAGAUAUUCGACACGAGAGGAAUAAUUACGAGAAACACAUGAUGGCACACGAAAAUGAGUUUGGCAAAGACUCACAGAAAGUUCAAGCUUGGAGAUCAGCUUUGUUUGAAGCCAGUAACUUCCCGGGCCACCAUAUUACCACCGGCAGCCACAAGUAUGAAAUCAAUUUGAUUGAAGACAUUGUUGAGAAGGUAUAUAAAAAUAUAGCUCCCAAACCUUUGCAUAUUGGUCAAAACACUAUUGGUCUUAACCCCUACAUAGAAGAGGUAAAGACUCUUCUAGAUAUGAAUCCUGGUGAUGAAACAGUACGCAUGUUAGGCAUAUAUGGACUUGGGGGAAUAGGAAAAACGGAGCUUGCCAAAGCUUUGUAUGACAAGAUUGUGCAACACUUUGAUGCCGCAAGUUUUCUAGCCGAUGUUAGAGAGAAAUCAAACAGAAUCAAUGGCUUGGAAGAUUUACAGAAGACACUUCUAUUAGAGAUGUUGGAGGAGUUACAAACUGAAUUAGGCAGUACAAGGAAAGGAAUACUUGGUUACAAUGCCAAACAAGUUUUCCUCGACAUAGCUUGCUUCUUCAAAGGGGAGAGAAUAGAAUAUGUUGAAAAGAUACUUGAGGAAUUUGAUUCAACAUCUAACAUUAUUGUACUACGUAAUAAAUCUCUCGUAACUGUGGAGGAUGGCUACUUGAAGAUGCAUGAUCUAAUACAAGAUAUGGGUAGAGAGAUUGUUAGACAGGAAGCACCAAAUCCUGGCGAACGUAGCAGACUAUGGGAAUAUGAAGAUGUUAUUGAAAUACUAGAUGAAGAUUCUGGAAGUAAUAAGAUUCAAGGGAUAAUGCUUAAUCCACCUCAGCAAGAAGAAGUAGAUUGGAGUGGUGAUGAGUUUGAAAAAAUGAAAUGGCUUAGAAUUCUUAUUGUUCGAAACACUUCCUUUUUAGUUGCGCCUAAACAUCUGCCAAAUCACUUGAGGGUGCUUGACUGGGAAGAAUAUCCUUCAAAGUGUUUCCCAUCAAAAUUCCAUCCGAAGAAAAUCGUUGUUUUCAAUUUGCAUAAAAGUCAUUUAACAUUUGAAGAGCCAUUUAAGAAAUUUUCAUAUCUGACUAGCAUGAAUUUCUCAUAUAACCAAUCUAUCAUUGAAAUUCCUGAUGUGUCUGAAGUUCAAAAUCUAAGAGAACUGAGACUUGAUCAUUGUAGAAACCUAAUUGUACUUCAUGAAUCCGUUGGGUUUCUCAAAAGGCUUUCCCAUUUAAGUGCUUCAAAAUGCUCCAAGCUUAGAAGUUUCCUCCAAAGAAUGUUUUUACCGUCUCUAGAAGUCCUUGACCUUAAUUUAUGUGUAAGGCUUGAAUACUUCCCGGAGAUAGUGAAGGAAAUGAACAAGUCAUUGAAGAUUUAUAUGACAAAUACAGCUAUUGAGGAGCUACCAUAUUCCAUUGGUAAUCUUACAGGACUUGUUUGCAUGGAGAUACCAAGUAACAAAAAACUUAGAUAUCUACCAAGUAGCUUAUUCAUGUUACCAAAUGUUGUUACCUUUAAAAUUGGACCAUGUUCUCGGCUUCAAAAGUCCUUCAAAAGUCUCUUUCAGAUCCCUUUAGCAGCCAAUGUUCAUCCAACAUUACGAACAUUACACUUCCAAGAUGGUGGUUUGUCAGAUGAAGAUCUUUUUGCAAUUCUCAACUAUUUUCCGAAAUUAGAAGAGCUAAUUGUUUCAAAUAACAAUUUUGUCUCUCUCCCUGCAUGCAUUAAGGAAUGUGUCCACUUAACAAGUCUCGAUGUCAGCUAUUGCACAAAGCUUCGAAAGAUUCCUGAAUGCAAUAACUUGAAAAUUCUUGAUAUUGAUUGCUGUGUUAAUCUUAAGGAAAUUUCAAAGCUGCCAUCCACUAUUCAGAAAGUAUAUGCAAAAUGUUGCUUCUCCUUGAUUCAAGAGACAGCAGACAUGCUAUGGUUUCAGGCCGCAAAAGGAAUGCGAGAAUUAGAAGUUUUGAUGCCUCACACCAAGAUACAAGAAUGGUUUGAUUGGGUUUCUUAUGGAGGGAGUCCUUGUUUAUGGGCUCGUGGCAAGUUCCCUAUCUUUGCUCUAGCUUUGAUCUUCGAGGAUGCGGUUGGAUCACCGCCGAGACAAAAUCAUUACCCUCAACAUGUUGAGCUCCACCUAGUUAUCAACGGUCGAUGUGUCCCCUGCAAAAGUUAUUACAACUUCAAAAUUCAUCCACAUCACGUGUUAAUCUGUGACGUACGAAUAUUAGUCGGUGACCAGGAAUGGCUUGGGCUUGAUGCAUUGUUUCUCGAGCAUGACUGGAAUCUGGUGCAGGUUUCAUACGAUACCACGUCCAACUUUUUCCUAAGUUCUUGGGGAGUUUGUGUGUUUCAAGAAGGAACCAACAUGGAAGAUGUUCAAUUCCUGUGUCCCGACCCCAAGUACUUGGACAUGUCACAGAAGACAGUAGUUCCUACAAAAGAUCCUGCCCAGGAACGAAAACAGAUGAUACAGAAUUUAUGUCUAGACCAGAAGGUUCAUCAGAUGUUGGUUGAUUUGUUAGCCUACUAUGAAAAUAGAAACGAUUUGGCACAACAUUCUGACUUUUCAUUUAGAAUAGAGAGAUUGUAUAGUGCAAUUGGAAUUGCAAAGGAGAUAUCUAAGCAGACUAAGGCUGAACUAGAAUCCAGAGGAUCAGCUUCAGAAGAUGAAAAACACUCCCUCGUGAAGUCUUUUGCACAUGAAUUGGCUGCAAUGGUAGUUGGAGAAGCUUUAAUCUCUGGCCAUCAGGGCAGAGAGGAGGAGCAAAGAAACGAUUCUCACCAAGAAGAAAUAAGGAGGAGAAGAUUGUAUGAUGGAAUAACGGAUGGACUUGUUGAAGCACGGAAGAGCUUUCCUUCUCUAGAUAUUAUCAAAACCAGAAGCGUUGCCUUAAACAAGGUUAGUAGGGUUGUAUGGAUGUUCAUACAACCCCAAGAAACGGAGUUAUACAUUGAAGGAAUCGUCAAUGGACUCCUUGAAGCAAGGAUGAGCUUUCCUGGUUUGGACAUGUGGGGAACACUGCAUGACAUGUUAUAUAGGAGAGGCAUGGAAACCCUCCAUGAUAUAAUUUGUCCUUUGAUAGAUCUAAGAGUAAUUGAUGAGGAAGUGAAGGCACCACUGGGUGUUGUAGGAGAAGCAGCUUCAACCUCUGACUAUCAGGGAAGUGAUCCUCAGCAGCAAAAACUAAUAAUGACUACAAUAUUUAACAAUGGAAUGAUGGAUGGACUUUUUGAAGCUCAGAAAAGUUUUCCUUCUCUAGAUAUUGUUAAGACCAGAAGUGCUUCCUUGAAUAGGGAUGUUUGGAUUGAAUUAUUACCCGACGGGAAGGUGGUACUACCCACGGUUGAAAUGAGGAUAUACACCACUGGAAUUCUGAAUGCAGUCCUUGAAGCAAAGCUCAGUUUUCCUGGUUUGAACGAACGGGAGAAACUAAAUGCCGUGCUAAGUAGUAUAGGUGAACCACCGAUAUCUCAAUCUGCACGCCUCUGUGUUGGCUCCAGGAAAGAUGGCAUACUGUGGCAGAUACUUAAUCCCUCCCAACCUGAUGCUGCAACCACCAUUUUCCAAGGGUAUAUGGAUUUCCAGAGAAGGCAGAAAGAUACAUGA
This is a messenger RNA of Sphenostylis stenocarpa, 4023 nucleotides long. The record is from the annotation of a GenBank genome assembly. NCBI's taxonomy places the organism in Eukaryota, Viridiplantae, Streptophyta, Magnoliopsida, Fabales, Fabaceae.